UCGGGAGAGAGAGACGCGGGCUGCAGGCGCGACGCUUGGGCAGAGGACGCGUCCGACGGCGGCCGGACGCUGAGCCGGGCGGGGCUGGGCAGUCCGGCCCGAGCAUGGCGUGCGGGGUGGCAGAGCCUCUGGACGUUUGGGGCGCGCCCAGUCCGAGCCCCCGGCGCGCCUGAAGUUGCGAGCGGCGAGCGGCCCGCGGAGACCCAGGAGCAGCCGGCAAGCCGCGGAUGAGCCUUCGCGCCGGCGGGGAGACGCGGCGGUGGCCAGGGCCAGAGCAGGCAGCCCGCGGGGGCCGAUCCGGCGGAGAGCAGAGCCCGAGGCGAGGCGCGGCGCCGCUGCACACACGCACACGGAGCCAUGGGGUGCCAUGUUGCCACCAGCUGCCACGUGGCCUGGCUUUUGGUGCUGAUCUCUGGAUGCUGGGGCCAGGUGAACCGGCUGCCCUUCUUCACCAACCACUUCUUUGAUACAUACCUGCUGAUCAGCGAGGACACGCCUGUGGGUUCUUCUGUGACCCAGUUGCUGGCCCGAGACAUGGACAAUGACCCCCUGGUGUUUGGCGUGUCUGGGGAGGAGGCCUCUCGCUUCUUUGCAGUGGAGCCUGACACUGGCGUGGUGUGGCUCCGGCAGCCACUGGACAGAGAAACCAAGUCAGAGUUCACCGUGGAGUUCUCUGUCAGCGACCACCAGGGGGUGAUCACACGGAAGGUGAACAUCCAGGUCGGGGAUGUGAAUGACAACGCGCCAACAUUUCACAAUCAGCCCUACAGUGUCCGCAUCCCUGAGAAUACACCAGUGGGGACGCCCAUCUUCAUCGUGAAUGCCACAGACCCCGACUUGGGGGCAGGCGGCAGCGUCCUCUACUCCUUCCAGCCCCCCUCCCAAUUCUUCGCCAUUGACAGCGCCCGCGGUAUCGUCACAGUGAUCCAGGAGCUAGACUACGAGACCACACAGGCCUACCAGCUCACGGUCAACGCCACAGAUCAAGACAAGACCAGGCCUCUGUCCACCCUGGCCAACUUGGCCAUCAUCAUCACAGACGUCCAGGACAUGGACCCCAUCUUCAUCAACCUGCCUUACAGCACCAACAUCUAUGAGCAUUCUCCUCCGGGCACGACGGUGCGCAUCAUCACUGCCAUAGACCAGGAUAAAGGACGUCCCCGGGGCAUUGGCUACACCAUCGUUUCAGGGAAUACCAACAGCAUCUUUGCCCUGGACUACAUCAGCGGAGCGCUGACCUUGAAUGGCCUGCUGGACCGGGAGAACCCCCUGUACAGCCACGGCUUCAUCCUGACUGUGAAGGGCACGGAGCUGAACGAUGACCGCACCCCAUCUGAUGCUACAGUCACCACGACCUUCAAUAUCCUGGUUAUUGACAUCAAUGACAAUGCUCCAGAGUUCAACAGCUCUGAGUACAGCGUGGCCAUCACUGAGCUGGCACAGGUCGGCUUUGCCCUUCCACUCUUCAUCCAGGUGGUGGACAAGGAUGAGGAGAACGGAGGCUGGCUUCAGGGCCGACCGGAGGGAGUGGGGGAAGGUCUGCACGUGCAGGGCCUGAACAGCAUGUUUGAGGUGUACUUGGUGGGGAACAACUCCCACCACUUCAUCAUCUCCCCAACCUCCAUCCAGGGGAAGGCGGACAUUCGUAUUCGGGUGGCCAUCCCACUGGACUACGAGACCGUGGACCGCUACGACUUUGAUCUCUUUGCCAAUGAGAGUGUGCCUGACCAUGUGGGCUAUGCCAAGGUGAAGAUCACUCUCAUCAAUGAAAAUGACAACCGGCCCAUCUUCAGCCAGCCACUGUACAACAUCAGCCUGUACGAGAACGUCACCGUGGGGACCUCUGUGCUGACAGUCCUGGCAACAGACAAUGAUGCAGGCACCUUUGGGGAAGUCAACUACUUCUUCAGUGAUGACCCUGACAGGUUCUCGCUGGACAAGGACACGGGACUCAUCAUGCUGAUUGCCAGGCUGGACUAUGAGCUCAUCCAGCGCUUCACCCUGACGAUCAUUGCCCGGGACGGGGGCGGCAAGGAGACCACAGGCCGGGUCAGGAUCAAUGUGUUGGAUGUCAACGACAACGUGCCCACCUUCCAGAAGGAUGCCUACAUGGGUGCUCUGCGGGAGAAUGAGCCUUCUGUCACACAGCUGGUGCGGCUCCGGGCAACAGAUGAAGACUCCCCUCCCAACAACCAGAUCACCUACAGCAUUGUCAGCGCAUCUGCCUUUGGCAGCUACUUCGACAUCAGCCUGUACGAGGGCUAUGGAGUGAUCAGCGUCAGUCGCCCCCUGGAUUAUGAACAGAUAUCCAAUGGGCUGAUUUAUCUGAUGGUCAUGGCCAAGGAUGCUGGCAACCCCCCUCUCAACAGCACCGUCCCUGUCACCAUCGAGGUGUUUGAUGAGAAUGACAACCCUCCCACCUUCAGCAAGCCCGCCUACUUCGUCUCUGUGGUGGAGAACAUCAUGGCAGGAGCCACGGUGCUGUUCCUGAAUGCCACGGACCUGGACCGCUCCCGGGAGUACGGCCAGGAGUCCAUCAUCUACUCCUUGGAAGGCUCCGCCCAGUUUCGGAUCAAUGCCCGCUCAGGUGAAAUCACCACCACGUCUCUGCUUGACCGAGAGACCAAGUCUGAAUACAUCCUCAUUGUUCGCGCAGUGGAUGGGGGUGUGGGCCACAACCAGAAAACUGGCAUCGCCACCGUAAACAUCACCCUCCUGGACAUCAACGACAACCACCCCACGUGGAAGGACGCACCCUACUACAUCAACCUGGUGGAGAUGACCCCUCCAGACUCUGAUGUGACCACGGUGGUGGCUGUGGACCCAGACCUGGGGGAGAAUGGCACCCUGGUGUAUAGCAUCCAGCCGCCCAACAAGUUCUACAGCCUCAACAGCACCACGGGCAAGAUCCGCACCACCCAUGCCAUGCUGGACCGGGAGAACCCCGACCCCCACGAGGCCGAGCUGAUGCGCAAAAUCAUCGUCUCUGUCACUGACUGUGGCAGGCCCCCUCUGAGAGCCACCAACAGUGCCACAGUGUUUGUGAACCUCUUGGAUCUCAAUGACAAUGACCCCACCUUUCAGAACCUGCCUUCUGUGGCUGAGGUGCUUGAAGGCACCCCCGCGGGGGUCUCCAUCUACCAAGUGUUGGCCAUCGACCUUGAUGAGGGCCUGAAUGGCCUGGUGUCCUACCGCAUGCCGGUGGGCAUGCCCCGCAUGGACUUCCUCAUCAACAGCAGCAGCGGCGUGGUGGUCACCACCACCGAGCUGGACCGCGAGCGCAUCGCCGAGUACCAGCUGCGGGUGGUGGCCAGUGAUGCAGGCACGCCCACCAAGAGCUCCACCAGCACGCUCACUAUCCACGUGCUGGAUGUGAACGACGAGACGCCCACCUUCUUCCCGGCCGUGUACAAUGUGUCCGUGUCCGAGGACGUGCCGCGCGAGUUCCAGGUGGUCUGGCUGAACUGCACAGACAACGACGUGGGCCUCAAUGCCGAGCUCAGCUACUUCAUCACAGGUGGCAACGUGGAUGGGAAGUUCAGCGUGGGUUACCGCGAUGCCGUUGUGAGAACUGUGGUGGGCCUGGACCGGGAGACCACAGCCGCUUACAUGCUCAUCCUGGAGGCCAUCGACAACGGCCCUGUAGGGAAGCGGCACACGGGCACAGCCACCGUGUUCGUCACUGUCCUGGAUGUGAAUGACAACCGGCCCAUCUUUCUGCAGAGCAGCUAUGAGGCCAGCGUCCCCGAGGACAUCCCCGAAGGCCACAGCAUCGUGCAGCUGAAAGCCACGGACGCGGAUGAGGGCGAGUUUGGGCGUGUGUGGUACCGCAUCCUCCAUGGUAACCAUGGCAACAACUUCCGGAUCCAUGUCAGCAACGGGCUCCUGAUGCGAGGGCCCCGGCCCCUGGACCGGGAGCGGAACUCAUCCCACGUGCUGAUAGUGGAGGCCUACAACCACGAUCUGGGCCCCAUGCGGAGCUCCGUCAGGGUGAUUGUGUACGUGGAGGACGUCAACGAUGAGGCCCCCGUGUUCACACAGCAGCAGUACAGCCGUCUGGGGCUUCGAGAGACCGCAGGCAUUGGAACAUCAGUCAUCGUGGUCCAAGCCACAGACCGAGACUCUGGGGACGGUGGCCUGGUGAACUACCGCAUCCUGUCGGGAGCAGAGGGGAAGUUUGAGAUUGACGAGAGCACAGGGCUUAUCAUCACUGUGAAUUACCUGGACUACGAGACCAAGACCAGCUAUGUGAUGAACGUGUCGGCCACUGACCAGGCCCCGCCCUUCAACCAGGGCUUCUGCAGCGUCUACAUCACUCUGCUCAACGAGCUGGAUGAGGCCGUGCAGUUCUCCAAUGCCUCAUACGAGGCUGCCAUCCUGGAGAAUCUGGCACUGGGUACUGAGAUUGUGCGGGUCCAGGCCUACUCCAUCGACAACCUCAACCAAAUCACGUACCGCUUUGACGCCUACACCAGCGCCGAGGCCAAAGCCCUCUUCAAGAUAGAUGCCAUCACGGUGAGGGGCUGGGGGCAGGGAGCACCAUUUCUUCCAAUCUAACCAACAUUGGUUGAGCUCCUUCUGUGUGCACAGCACUCUCCUCUUUGUCAUAAAGUGUCCUUGAGAUGGCCAAGUGUGGUGUCACGUACCUGUAGUCCCAGCUGCUUGAGAGGCUGGGGCAGGAAGAU
Pongo pygmaeus (Bornean orangutan) is the source of this 4685-nucleotide messenger RNA. RefSeq names its product cadherin-23-like. Gene Ontology annotation, cellular component: cell-cell junction; catenin complex; plasma membrane. The coding region runs from base 358 to 4557 and encodes 1399 amino acids. Gene Ontology annotation, molecular function: calcium ion binding; cadherin binding; beta-catenin binding. The transcript is spliced from 32 exons. The record is from RefSeq and is a predicted model, not a curated record. Gene Ontology annotation, biological process: multicellular organism development; homophilic cell-cell adhesion; cell migration. Lineage: Eukaryota; Metazoa; Chordata; Mammalia; Primates; Hominidae.